Molecule: messenger RNA, 3116 nt
Organism: Leptomonas pyrrhocoris
Lineage: Eukaryota; Euglenozoa; Kinetoplastea; Trypanosomatida; Trypanosomatidae
Exons: 1
Coding region: 351-3116 (921 amino acids)
Molecular function (GO): protein binding
Source: RefSeq, a predicted model, not a curated record
GAAGGGAAACCGACUGUUAUGGUAUUUGCGCGGUAAACAGUCCCCGUUACCACGAUUGGUAUUCCUUUUUUUUCUUUCUCACCUCUGACAGGAGGACUGUCGUCUGAGACUUUCAUUGCCUGCUGUUCGUUUGGAUUUCUGACGCUCUCUCAUCCUGCUGCUGUUUGCUGUCGGCUGCCUCCUGUUCGGUACCCACUGCUCUACGCCCCGGCUCCCAUCGACGUGUCGUAGUCGUUUCUAUAUACAUGUAUAUGUGCCUAAGAGAACGCGAUUUUCUUUUUUUUUAAACUAUUAUCGCUGCUUGUCUAGGAACCAAAGUCUUGCUGCUCCGUUACAGCAAAGAGAAGGCGAUGGAGUUCCGCCUCGCAGCCGAAGGCAACACCGAUGAGCUGCGGCAGUGGCUGCGCGCGCACCCGGAGCGGGUGAACGUGCCGGCGCAGGGCUCGAACAUGACCCUCCUCUACACCACCAUCAGCAACGCCAAUCGCACCGACCUCGCCUCCCUACAGGCCGGCAACUCUCGCUACCUCAACACCGUCCGGAUGCUCUGUGAGGAGUACAAGGCAGACGUGUUGGCCCCCAACGGCGGCAACUACAACACCGCCUUGCACCUCGCCGCGUCGGUUGGACAGACGGAGAUCGUGCGGUAUCUCGUGGAUGUCCUGCACACACCGAUUGACCGCGCGAACGUGUUUGGUGAGCGGCCGGUGCAGAUGGCGGAGCGGGGCGGCUUUGCGGAGUGCGUCGGCAUCCUGCAACGGGCCGCCGCGCAGCGCGACCGCGUCGCCACCAACGCUGCCGCAGCCCCCACGGCGCUCGUGGCCGCCUCCGCUGGUGCCAACAGCGGCGACGCCGCCUCGCGCUUCCAGAGCAUGAUGGUGUCUGACAGCGACGAUGACGACCACGACGCGGAGCAGCACGGACACCUGCAUGGCGGCAGCAACAACGACCACCGUCCCUGCCAGCUUCACCGGGCGAACUCCACUGGCGUUGGAUCACAACCGCAGUCCGACGGUAUUGUUGUGCCACGUUCUGCGCCGCUGGGGCCGCUGCCGCACUCGUCGAACCCGCAGAUGGGGCAUGCGCUUCUGCCGCCUACCAAGGUUCCGACCUCACGCGUUAGUGCUGCUGGUGACGGGGGCUCCUUCGGUGGCAACAGUAAGGAGCCGAAGAUCCCAAAGCGUGUGCCGAAGCUAGGUUCCUUCGGCUCUCGCUGUGGGGAAUCCACUUCAUCUGUCGGCGCCGCAGCGGAGACGCCAUCCGCGCCACUGCUGCCGCAGCCGGUGCGACCACGCAAGGAGUACGACAUCUCCCGAUCGCGCAUCCUCGCGAACCCCGACCUGCAAGGCUUCCGCUCCGCCUACGGGGACGGCUUCAAGUACAUCCAGUGCAGGGACCACUACGAAAUACGUGGGAUUCUGCCCUACACGUACCGCGGCACGGUCUACUACACCCCGGUGAUUAUCUCCGUCUACGCGCCAGGCGCGGCGAACGACUCACUCAGCACCCCGACAGGCACGAACGCGGCUUCCGCUGACUGUGGCCGGGAGACUCCGGGCAGCGCCUCCGAUCUGAACGCCCCGCCUGGUGCACCGGGCGCCUCACAGAAGUCCAGCGUGCCGGAUGACAGCACGGGCGGACCGGCUGAGGUGUACUGCCGCUACCGGGUCUGCCUGAACAUGCAAAGCUUAAACGACUUCGCCGUCAGCCGCAAGGCGGAGUACAUCGACCCCAUCAGCGGUGCCAUCAUCCCUGCGCCGGGUGACGACAAGUACCAGACCCUAACGGCGUACAUACGAAACGUCGUGGUGCGCAGCUUUGAGUGCGUGCCGCCUCUCAUCACCCCUACGAGCAACUACGCCUUCCCCGUGCGACCCAACGUGAGCCAGCUGGGCGCGGCGGACAACGCCGAUCCGUAUCGUCACCACCACUCCCACAACGCACCGGCUUUCAUGAGGAACGCGCUGCCGAGUCGCACCGCGGCGCACGUGCGCUGCGCGACGAUCCUGCGCGACCUCUCGAGGUUCGGCGACGGCUUGGGCCGCUACUUCCCUGCUCACCACCGCCUCGUCGUCUACGUACCUGUGUUUAGCGAGCACAAGGCCGCCGUGCUCGCCGUGCCGCAGGAUCGGCCCUACACCACAACCGUCGAUCAGUACUCCAUGCCGGCGUCCCCUGGCGGGGGUGCAAAUGACCUAAGGUCUCUUGCCUAUCCUUCCGGGAUGCAUGCCGAUGACCACAAGAAUGCGACUAGUUCUAGUACUCAUAGCAGCGGCAGAGGUCCUAAGAAAGCAGUGACACAGCAGGUAGCGGUAGAGGCCGUUGCAGAGUUGCAGGUGCGGGUGUGGAUCCAGUUCCAUCCGACCACAGGAACGGGAGCGGCCACGGCAGAUGCCGCGGCGGUGGACGGGCAGGAGGUGGGCGGAGGCAUCUACGCGUACCCGCCGCGCAUUUACUUAGUCGACGCGGCGGCGAACCUGCCGGUGGAGCUGCGCGGGUCGUCGCUGCCGACGCCAAACACGCUGACCGGUCCGUGCUUUGCAAGCCUUCUGCGCGAUCGCGACACCGGCGAGGUCGAACCAGCAACGAUUAGGCUCUCGCAGGAGUCGUGGAGCGCGCAAGGGUCGGUGUAUGAUAUUUUGGUGGAGCUGCAGCGGGUCCUGCGGGAUGCCGUGGAGUCCUUUGCGAUCCGCUACGCGGGCAGGCAACCGGCCGCGGCCCCGGCGCAGCAUUCGGAUGCGACGGCUGACGUACACGGGCGCGGGGGCGGCGGCGGCGCUUCCGGUGCCCCGGCGAAUACAGAGCGUUCACCUGCUGCGUCGCCGCUGGACACGUUUUUCACCUCCCCGACGACGCAGUCACCGCAGCCGAUGUCAGGUCAGAGUGGGAGCCAAAGCAGUACGGCCGCCACAGCUGUAGCAUCGAGCAAGGACGCGGCAGGGCGCUGUCUUUACUGUUAUCAGAAGCUGCAGACUCGCUCGCUCUUGCAGCCGUGCGGACACGACGGCCUGUGCGGGCUGUGCGUUCAGCGUCUGCAAAGUCACUGUAGAGAGGAGGUUUUUGCCUGUCCCGUGUGCCGCAGCGCGGUGCGCAACGUGAUGGACGUGUUUCUUUAG